Penicillium angulare is the source of this 678-nucleotide messenger RNA. RefSeq lists its product as uncharacterized. The transcript is spliced from 2 exons. The record is from RefSeq and is a predicted model, not a curated record. NCBI's taxonomy places the organism in Eukaryota, Fungi, Ascomycota, Eurotiomycetes, Eurotiales, Aspergillaceae. The coding region runs from base 1 to 678 and encodes 225 amino acids.
AUGCAACUCUACCUCUUUCACUCUGGUUCUGAGACUCAAACACGCAAACACCUUCUCGAGGACUUUAUAAUUCAAAUACAUAAUCUCCUUUUGACAAUGUCACUCAAACGCAAGGCCUCAUUCUCGCGAGCUCCAUCCAGCCCAUUCGCAUCCGCGUCUUGCGACAUAGACAUGAUCGACAACUCAAAACACCUCCACAGCCGAACACGAAAGCGAUUCCGAGAUGGCCGUCCAAAUGAUGAAGUGGUAUAUGAGAAAACCCUCCGGUGGAUUUUCUCGGCCCAGCAACAACAAAAUGAAGUUUCAAUGGGCACUACCGAAGAAACAAUGGAAGAAACAACAUCCCUCGAGAACCCCGAAACCGUCGACCCACGUCAACAGAGUCUGCUGCGCUUCUUCCAGCCUCGAGGUCAGCAAGCUCCUCGUUUUAAACCAUCCCGCGAGGCACUGGUACCCCGUGCGAAUGAGAUUGCUAUGGACCAUGAGGAAGCUGUACGGCGUGCGGCAUUUCAACAACCGACUGCCGGUCCUAAUUCUAGCGCAAUCGAGACGAUGAAUGCUGGGCCCAACCGGGUGGAAAUGGAUAUGGAUAUGGAUAUGGAUAUGGACAUGGAUACCGAUGAAAGCAGUGAAGGCUCCAACUCGAACGUGAACAUGGGCGUAAGGGCGUGGAUGUAA